AUAAACUUGCUCGAACUCUAUUGUGAAAAUGUAUGGACCAGGAUAUGCUCCAUAUUAUGGUUCACCAUAUGGAGACCCAUGUUAUGGUCCGGCCUAUGGUCCAGCCUAUGGGCCUACUUAUGUUCAACCAAUUGCUCAACCAGUUUAUGUACAUGAUACACGUGCGGAAGAAGCCUGUUGUGCCGGAGCCUGCUGUAUGGCACUAUUCUGUUGUUGUGCAAUGAAUUCUUGAUAUGUGC
Messenger RNA from Caenorhabditis elegans, 239 nucleotides. RefSeq names its product Cysteine-rich transmembrane CYSTM domain-containing protein (gene F49D11.7). The record is from RefSeq and is marked reviewed. NCBI's taxonomy places the organism in Eukaryota, Metazoa, Nematoda, Chromadorea, Rhabditida, Rhabditidae.